Erigeron canadensis is the source of this 1352-nucleotide messenger RNA. RefSeq lists its product as uncharacterized. NCBI's taxonomy places the organism in Eukaryota, Viridiplantae, Streptophyta, Magnoliopsida, Asterales, Asteraceae. Bases 376 to 939 code for a protein of 187 amino acids. The transcript is spliced from 2 exons. The record is from RefSeq and is a predicted model, not a curated record.
AUUUCUUUUCCAAUCUUCUCUUCAUAUAAUUCUUUGCUUACAAAUUUUUUACAAGUACGUCCAAUAACAAAGUUGUGACAAACAAUCUAUUGAAGUAUAAUUGUUAUAUAAAUUCAUCUAGACAAUGUCUUUUAGAUUUUUCUAUCUUUAUCCUAGCAAAUCUAAACUCCAAGAUGGAGAGUGGGAAAAAGAAGGAUAAUCGAAAACUAUCUUAAUUAGUCUCUUUUCUACUAAAGUUUUCGACGUUUUGGAUUUUUGAGGUACCAACAAGCUUCAUAUCAACCAGCUAGCUCCAAGGCGACCCGGUGGUUUACAUCUUGGAAUCUUUACAAUAAGUCUCAAGUUCGAAUCCUGCUUGCUAGCUAUCUAGAUAGGAUGACGGAUAUGAUGAUAAUGCACACAACAGAAUCAACAAAACAAAAUAAUUCCGAAACGACGACAGAAGUAGAGUUUGUUCAAUGCGAUUGUUGUGGAUUGACAGAAGAAUGCACUCCCGCAUAUAUCCAAAGAAUUCGUGAAAGAUAUCAAGGAAAAUGGGUAUGCGGAUUAUGUGGCGAGGCUGUCCAAGACGAAAUUCUAAGGAGCCAGAGGCUGAUCAGCACAGACGAGGCUGUGGCGCGCCACGUGGCGUUCUGUAGAUCGCCAAGCUCGUCAUUAGGCCAAGUGUCGGCAGCUGCUGAUCCGACAGUUAAGCUUAUAUCAGCUAUGAGACAGAUUCUAAGGCGAAGUUUGGAUUCAUCAUCACCGGGUUUUGUUAGGUCUACGCCUUGUAGUCCGAUGAGAAAAAAAGACGAUGUCUGUAGUAGUGCUGCUGCUGGACUAACACGAUCCGAGAGCUGUAUUCCCAAAAUAAGGCUUGUUGUUGAUGAUUCAUGUUCGUAUAUUAAUAAUGGGCUGGAAGAAGAAGAUGAUGAUGAUGAUGAUGAAUUACGUACUUAACUAGCUAGCUAAUUAAUAUCACAAAAAAUAUAAUUAACCUUUUGGUCUAGCUAGCGGUGUUGGAUCAUCAACUACAUGGACGUGUGAUAUAUUUGCCGUUAAAGAUGAAAAAGACGUACAAGAGAAAUUAGUUUGGUUACACACUCUAAAUCUAAUUAAAUAUUUUCUCAGAUUUUCUCGAUAACAUUUUGAGGCCGUGAUUAGUGGAUAUCAUCAUUAAAGCUAGCUAAAUGAAUGUUUAUGGAUGGGUACGUACGUUGCUUUUUGGAAGUAAAUGGCUAUAAUCUUUGGUCAAUGAAGUAAAUACGAAACCAUUUGUAUCUUGUUACUUAACGCUUUUUGGAAGUAAAUGGCUAUAAUCACUGUUUUCUUGUCAGUAUUUGAAAUAUCUAAAUUACCAUUCUUUUUAUUAA